Cinara cedri is the source of this 5352-nucleotide messenger RNA. Lineage: Eukaryota; Metazoa; Arthropoda; Insecta; Hemiptera; Aphididae. The record is from the annotation of a GenBank genome assembly.
UAGACCGUCAAACCUCACAAUGUCUCCGUUCGGUAUGAUCGUCUUGACAGCCGCAUCGAUGGCGAUGCUUUCCGCUCAGGUAUGUUAAAAUAAAAAAAAAAAAAAAAAUAUUGCAAUACCGGUCAUUCUGUAUACGGCUUAGGGUAAUACUUUCAUAGUAAAAAUAUUCGUCUAUCGAUACAACUCGGCAUUCACUCGCGUUAUACGUAUUAUACAGAGUAAUACUUCGUAGAUUUUAGUUUCCGCAUGCGCGCAGCGAAGUACAAUAAUUUAUUAAGCUACUUAACUCGUGUUAUAAAUGGUUUUAAACGAAAAAUUCGGUUUUUUUCGUUUGGCGAAAAUGCUCCGCGGAGUUAGUGUAAGCGAAUAAUUAAAAGACUCGGUAUAAUUUAGAUUAUCCGCCGGCCGUUGGUAUUUUAUUUGAAAUUUACAAUAAUUUCCCUCCUUUUUUUUUCGUUUUUUGUAGGUUAGAAAUAUAACGACGUUUUAAAUGUUUCAUCGCGCGUAGUUGUUGUACCCUAUUUGAGAGACAGGCGUGACACACGCGUGUACUGUUUCAGUACAACUGAAUGGCGACAUAACGAAAUCAUCUUUACGCAAAUUUGGUUUUCCGAAUAAAAGCACUUAUUAUAAAAUUAAAUAGAGGACAAUAUUACGGAGGAUAACACGAUGCUUAUUUUAUUGUAUAUUAACUUUUUGAAUAGUUAUGGUAGUUUAAAAAUGUGGAAAAAUGAGUCGUUAUUACUAAUCGACGUGUUCGGCAUUCUAAUUAGAAUAAUAAAAAAAACCCGCGCUAUCCUACCAACUCUGAGAUUUUGCCGGCUUUUAAUUUAAUUUAAAAUGUUUUUCUCUAAAAUCAAAAUUUGCCGAGUUUUACGUUAUAUGCCGAGAUUUCGCUGUGUCACUGUGUUGCUUGUGUAUGUUAGUUGAACUGACACAGCACAUACGGGUAUCACGUCUUUUUAAAACGCGAAAUUUCUCUUUUUUUUCAAAUUUGAACUUUGUACUUUAUUCGACAAAUUGUUUGAAAUUUCUUUUACUUUUCCCGUUGUCCACCGACUACCACGGUUAAUCAAAUUCCACCAAAAUCGUUUUUCGAUUGCAAAUGGUUUAUCGUUGCUUUCAGUAUAUUAUAAUAUAAAUUAUUUACGAUGAAGACUUAUGCAGUAUAUUUUAGUAUACUUUUCCAACUUCCUACUAACAAUUUUGGCCUAUGGGGUGACCGUAGUGCGAACUAAAAUGUUAAUAAUUUCUCAUUAUAAUAUAAGUGUGUAUAGAAUUCAUAGACGCUCGUACUGAUUGGGCUAUUAGAUUAUGUGCGGUAUUGAUAAUGAAUUCGAUUUGUUUUUCAAUUUGUUUUUUUAGACAACCAUGUUUCGUACAAAACAUAUCCCCUACUAAUCCGUUUAAUUUAGGCCCAUAAAGAGUGUUAUUACACGGUUGUACAUGUAUAUAUAUAUAUGGUAAUGUGGCCGCGGAACAUUGGGUAGGCGGUCAGAUUAAAUUUAGCCAUAUUGUUGACCUAGAAGUCUGCGAACGUUUAUAAUUGAAUUAAAAAAUAUCCAAUUCUAAAGUAUUAUAAACGUUUAUAUACAUUUAUAUAUAUAUAUUAUUUUUAUUAUAUACAAUAUAAUAUACAGUAUAAGCAUAAAAUAUGUAUGCAUAUACUAUACAUAUAAAUAUUAUUAUUUUGUUUUCUUACUUUUUACAUUUUUACUUAUAACUAUAUUUAUCGUGAUAAAUAUCUUGACGUAUAUAAACAAAUUAAAUAAUUGUUGAAUAACUUUUGGUCUUCAGCUAUACGAAUCCCGUUUUUGUCUCGUCAUCAUAAUCUAUAAGUCCGGUAAAUAUUCGUAAAAAAAAAAAAAAAAAUAAUAAUAAUAAAAUUCGAUUUUAAAAAGUUUCCAUACACAAUACAUGCACCUAUCGUAUUAUAACUAUAAGUAAUAUUCCGUGUGUGUAACGUGUAUCACACUUUGUGACGUAUAAUAUUGUGUAUAAUAUUAAUUUUAUACAUAAUAUGCGUCCGAGUUUAGUGUCAUAUUUCACAUAUUUCGUAUGCAAGGUCAAUUUUUUGAAAGCACGUAACUACAAACUUCAUAAACAUAUAAUUCAUAUUGGCAUUAGUACCGAGUUAGAUUAGAUAGCCACAAUUAUUUAUAAUAGCGUUUUAUAUACUUGUAAUAAUAAUUAUUAUUAUCAAAUUACCAGAUUCUGUAGGUGUACGCGUGGGUAUAUUGUAUAUCGCAGGUUUAUCUCUAGACCGAAUAUAUCUAUAAUACCUACCUAUAUAUUCGUAAAGUGUGUAGAACAAUUCUGCAUACUCACAUCAGCAGAACACGCGUACUAUUAUUAAUUAAUUUAACAUAUGAGGUGCCUAUUACAGGUAUACAUUAUAUUACAAUAUGAUAAUAUAUUAUACCGAUAUACUCGUAUAUUCCUGUCGUCAUUUUGUUUUAUACCUGCGCUGUCAAUAGCUAUUUCGCACGUCGUUGCCAGUGACAAAUUGUGAAUGACCAUCGUGGAUGCAUGCGUGUAACCGGUCCCCACCUCCGCCCAAAUCCACCCCGCAGCCACUCGUUCCAUAAGUCCUUCAAUUUCCCCCUUUCACCCUUGACAUCUCCUGGCCAUCAGUAAUACCGCAUUUACUUGCAAAGUUCUUGUUCAAGCUAAUCGAUCUGCAUAUAUAAUUAUAUACGAUAGUAAAUUAUUAUGAUGAUAUUUCGGUUACAUGUAUGUAUUAUUGUUUCGGCCUUUAAACGGAACGAAAAUUAUGAUUCAAUCUGAAGUGUUCAACAUAACUAUAAUAAUAUCGUAUGCCGGACCUAUACUGUGUAUAAACAUUUUAUUACGAUUCUGUGACAAACGGCUAUAUAUAUAGGUAUAUGAAUUUGCGUUAUUUACACUUUACAGGUCACGAUGCAAACGGUUAACCAAACAAAAAAACCCCGUUGUGUUUCGAUAAGGCCAAUACCUCAACCCGAACGACAACAGCCGUCGUCCUGGUCGGUUUCAAGAUCACUAUCAUCGCCUCCAAAAUCACCAUCGGCUUCGGAUCUAAAAUCAUCGUCAUCUCCAUCAGGUUCAAAAUCAUCUGUGACAGGUCCGAGAUCGCCAGUAGCCGUGGGCCCGAAAACAACCUUUUCAUCACGUUCAAAAUCACAAUCGAACCGUCCGGUACCAAUGUCGUCCGCGAGCCCGAAACCGCCAUUUUCAUCGCGUUCAAAAUCGCAAUCGAACCGUCCGGUACCAAUGUCGUCCGCGAGCCCGAAAUCGCCCUUUUCAUCACGCUCAAAAUCACGAUUGAACGGCAAGUCGCCACUGUCGUCCUCGGGUUCGAGAUCACCGCCUGAUUCGGUACGCUCGAAGCCUUCCAGAAGAAAAUCGCCAAAUUCAGUUCAGGGUUCAUCGAACCCGUCAUCUCCAGACUCGAGGAUGAUUCAUCCGUCAGAUUCCUUUAGCCUAUUCAAAUUGCCUUUACAAUUAAUUUCUAAUAUUUUUAUGCCACCGACCAUCAAGCAAAACACGUCUUCAGUUGUUUCACCACUAAUCAAUUUCCAAAUGCCAUUGACAUUCUCUACGAUUCACGCUGCGCCGUACCAAGUACCCUGUAAAAAAAUAACAAACUCGCCUACUUCUUACGGUAACCCUGAGCCAAGAACUUGUGCAGACAUUUCGACCGGUCCUUGCAGUGAUUCUCCACCACCGGCCGUUCCUUGUAGUAAUCCUCCAUCACCGGCCGUUCCUUGUAAUAAUCCUCCACCACCGGCCGUUCCUUGCAAUAAUCCUCCACCACCGGCCGGCCCUUGCAAUAAUCCUUCACCGCCGGCCGGCCCUUGCAAUAAUCCUUCACCGCCGGGCGGCCCUUGCAGUAAUCCUCCACCACCGACCGGCCCUUGCAGUAAUCCUCCACCACCGUCCGUUCCUUGCAAUAAUCCCACUACCGCCGGUAAUACGGAUCACCCAACACCAAAUUGCGUACCCCAUACGCAGUCAUCGAACGGUUUCCUUUUUUAUAAUUUUUUGUGCAAUCUCUUAUUUCACAAAACCAUUAGCUUUUUCCCGCCCGCAGUGAUAACAACGCCCACCGUAGACGUGGUGAAAAAUGAAACUACCAUAUCGUGCAUUACUCCUACCACAUCCGAGUCACCUAUCGAAACAAUUACAACAGCCGAGACACCGACCGAAGGGCCGACCGAGACGACAACAGCUCCAUCGGUUACGCCAACCACUCUUGGUGAUGAGGUCACGCCCGCAAUAGAUCAUAAUGGUACUUCGUGUCGUCCCGAUACAACAUUAACGUCAACACAGACACCUCCCGUCGACGUUGAUGUAGUAUGCAAAGUCAUAACCUGUACACCGAUAUUACGUUACAUAAUAACGAAACAUUUGGUUUGCAAAUCUUCGCUGUUGUCCACUUGCUAUUUCAACAAACCGGUGAAAAAACAUUGGCACUCUCAUCAACCCGUUAUAAACCGUCAUCCGAACACGUUUCACGAUGCGCGUAACGAUUACGCGACCGCAUCGGACGAUUCGACUUUAGACAAUAAACAAGCGGAGCUUAUUCUAAAAUUGAUAAAAAUUCUACUUUCUAGUUCCAAUAACUGACCGCCACCGCGGCUUCUAUAACUGCAGUACGUACGAUCAAUCGAAAUUAUUACGCGUUCUAGUUUAUUAUUCGAGGUUUUAUGUAUGCGUACCUAUACAAUAUUUAAAACGAUUUUCCCACGGGCAUUAGAUAUAACGGCACUGUAUUUUAUCAUUAAUUACUUUAUUAAUAUAAUUCCUAUGUAUACAAUAAUAUCGUUAAAGAGAUAUUGAAUAGAUGAUAUACGAGCAUUCGAUAAUUUUUCCCCCUACGAUAUCGGUAUAUGUUAACUUUAAAACAUCAAUUUCGUGUUAUAAUACAAUUCAGUGGCUCGGUGUAAGUAGGGUCAAUGUAAGUUUUUUGAAAAAAUCAGUUAGAAAUAAAAGACAUUUUUUUUUUAUUUUCCAGCUUUGUGGGGAAUUGAAAUUUUAAAGCCCGUUUCCCAACAAUCACAAAAUGUGACGUUGGCCCUUCUAUUGCACCAAGCCACAGAAUUUAUAUGUGUAAACCGUAUACACCGCACACUGCGUAUGAAGACAAAAAUGAAAUCAAUCAAUAUUAUAUAUUUGCAUUUAUCGUUAUAAUAUCAUGUAUUAUAUACCUAAAUAAUAAAAUGUAAAAUAUUUUCCGAAUAUUAUAUGUUACAAUAAAUAUUAUUUUGUACGUUUUAAAUAUUAUGACGGAUGUAUUUAAUAAUAUUAUAUAUUUAUCGAUUUUCGAUAUUAUGUAGUAUAUUUUAUGAUCUAUAUUUUGUAUUUUAUAUA